Eremomyces bilateralis CBS 781.70 is the source of this 7907-nucleotide messenger RNA. RefSeq names its product pre-mRNA processing splicing factor 8. Gene Ontology annotation, biological process: spliceosomal tri-snRNP complex assembly; intein-mediated protein splicing; mRNA splicing, via spliceosome. The coding region runs from base 201 to 7769 and encodes 2522 amino acids. Gene Ontology annotation, cellular component: catalytic step 2 spliceosome; U5 snRNP. The record is from RefSeq and is a predicted model, not a curated record. Lineage: Eukaryota; Fungi; Ascomycota; Dothideomycetes; Eremomycetales; Eremomycetaceae. The transcript has 2 exons. Gene Ontology annotation, molecular function: U1 snRNA binding; U6 snRNA binding; pre-mRNA intronic binding.
CGACAACUCAAACGUCACAGACACGGGUUAUUCCUUUCAUUUGUGAAGAAGUCAUCGGUGUGAACCUUUGCAUUGAUGGUUUCUGAGCUUGCUCGCUAGUCUAGUCUAUCUAGAACCGCGAUAACUUCGCGCGUUCAGACAAGAGGCUUCACCCUUUUUUCCAUCUCACCUCCAUCGCGACAAAUCCUCACCCCGACGCGAUGGCAUCGAUCCCACCUCCACCACCCGGCUGGGCGCCCCCUCCGCCUCCCGGUGCGCCUCCUGGAGCUCCUCCGGGGAUGAACAUCGCGCCUCCACCCCCCGGAUACCGCCCGCAGGAUCCGAACAUCGCGAAGUUCGCGCAGAAAAAGAAAGAAUGGCUGCGACUCCAGAAACAGCGGUUCGGAGAGAAACGGAAAGGCGGGUUCGUCGAGACGCAGAAGGUGGACAUGCCGCCGGAGCAUUUGCGGAAGAUUGUAAAGGAUAUUGGCGACGUGUCGCAGAAGAAGUUCAGCAGUGAUAAGCGCAGCUAUUUGAACGCGUUGAAGUUCAUGCCUCACGCGGUUCUGAAGCUGCUGGAGAAUAUGCCGAUGCCGUGGGAGGCUGCGCGAGAGGUCAAGGUUCUUUAUCACGUCAACGGAUGUCUGACGCUGGUCAACGAAGUUCCUCGAGUCAUCGAGCCAGUCUUCCAUGCGCAGUGGGCAACAAUGUGGUUGGCGAUGAGGCGGGAGAAGAGCGAUAGAAGACACUUCAAGAGGAUGCGAUUUCCGCCUUUCGACGAUGAAGAACCGCCCCUAUCGUGGUCGGAGAACAUCGAGGGUGUCGAGCCCCUCGAGCCCAUCCAGUUGGAGCUUGACGAGGUCGAGGAUUCGGCUGUAUACGAUUGGUUCUACGAGCAUCAACCUCUCAGUGACACGCCACACGUCAAUGGACCGAGUUACAAGACAUGGAAUAUGUCGCUUCCGCAGAUGGCGACGCUGUACCGACUCAGUCAUCAACUACUAAGCGACAAGGUCGAUAAGAAUUACUUCCACAUGUUCGACCUGGAGAGCCUUUUCACUGCGAAAGCGCUCAAUGUUGCCAUCCCAGGUGGCCCACGAUUCGAGCCAUUGUACAAAGACAUCGAUCCCAACGAUGAAGAUUUCGGCGAGUUCAAUGCGAUCGAUCGAAUCAUCUUCCGCCGUCCGAUUCGCACCGAGUAUCGAGUCUCGUUCCCGUUCCUUUACAACUCUUUGCCACGCAGUGUUAAGGUCGCCUGGUACUCGCACCCGCAGGCCGUGUACGCGCCAACCACAAGUCCAGCGCUUCCAGCAUUCUACUUCGACCCGAUCAUCAACCCGAUCUCUUCACGAUCGGUCGCCCCGAAGAACCUCACGGUUAGCCUCGAAGAUGAGGUAUUCGGAUAUGGAAACGAUGAGGAUGAGUUUGAAUUGCCAAAGGGUAUGGAACCAUUCAUGGCGGACCAGGAGCUGUAUACGGACGAGACUGCAUCCGCCAUCUCCCUUUGGUGGGCACCUUUCCCAUUCGACCGACGAUCCGGCCAUAUGGUGCGCGCACAAGACGUACCCUUGGUCAAACAAUGGUAUCUCGAGCAUGGACUCGGUGGCGAAUCCGUCAAGACUCGAGUGUCUUACCAGAAGAUGCUUAAGACCUACGUGCUCAACGAGUUACACAAGAGACCUCCUAAGGCGCAAAAUGCACAAAAUUUGCUUCGCUCAUUGAAAGGAACCAAGUUCUUCCAGCAGACCACUAUUGACUGGGUCGAGGCGGGUUUACAAGUCUGUCGACAGGGCUUUAACAUGCUCAAUCUCCUCAUUCACCGCAAGAACCUCACCUACCUUCAUCUGGACUACAACUUCAACCUCAAACCGGUCAAGACCCUCACCACCAAAGAGCGAAAGAAGUCUCGGUUCGGCAAUGCUUUCCACUUGAUGCGUGAAAUUCUCCGCUUGACGAAACUGAUUGUUGACGCUCAAGUCCAAUAUCGCCUGGGGAAUAUCGAUGCUUUCCAACUGGCGGACGGCAUUCUCUACGCCUUCAAUCAUGUUGGCCAGUUGACCGGUAUGUACCGGUACAAAUACAAGCUGAUGCAUCAAAUCCGAACCUGCAAGGAUCUGAAACAUCUUAUCUACUACCGGUUCAACAUGGGCCCUGUUGGAAAGGGUCCAGGAUGCGGUUUCUGGGCUCCCGCCUGGAGAGUCUGGCUAUUCUUCAUGCGCGGAAUUAUCCCCUUGCUGGAGCGCUGGCUGGGUAAUCUGCUUUCCAGACAGUUCGAAGGUCGCCACAGCAAGGGCGUCGCCAAGACCGUCACAAAGCAGCGAGUCGAGUCACAUUUCGAUCUUGAAUUGAGAGCCUCGGUGAUGGCAGACUUGAUGGAUAUGAUGCCGGAAGGAGUGCGGCAAAACAAGGUGAACAGUGUGCUGCAACAUUUGUCCGAGGCAUGGCGCUGCUGGAAGAGUAACAUCCCCUGGAAAGUACCCGGUCUUCCUGCACCAGUUGAGAACAUCAUCCUGCGGUAUGUGAAGAGCAAGGCGGAUUGGUGGGUUUCUGUUGCCCAUUACAACCGUGAGCGCAUUCGACGAGGCGCUACAGUUGAUAAGACCGUUGCGAAGAAAAAUCUUGGUCGUUUGACGCGGUUGUGGCUCAAGUCCGAACAGGAGCGCCAACACAACUAUCUCAAAGACGGACCGUAUGUUUCGACUGAGGAGGGUGUUGCCAUAUAUACCACCACUGUCCAUUGGCUGGAGUCGCGCAAGUUCCAGCCAAUUCCCUUCCCCAGCGUCUCUUACAAGCACGACACGAAAAUUCUCAUUCUUGCCCUCGAGAGGCUUCGCGAGGCUUACUCCGUCAAAGGACGUUUGAAUCAGAGCCAGAGAGAAGAAUUGGCCCUCAUUGAGCAGGCGUACGACUCCCCAGGAACUACACUGGCUCGCAUCAAGCGAUUCCUCCUUACGCAGCGUGCGUUCAAAGAAGUGGGUAUCGACAUGAACGACAACUAUAGUUCGAUCAACCCCGUCUACGACAUCGAGCCGAUCGAGAAGAUCACGGAUGCUUAUCUGGACCAGUAUCUGUGGUAUCAAGCCGAUCAGCGACACCUGUUCCCUGCCUGGAUCAAGCCCUCAGACUCCGAAGUGCCACCUCUCCUGACGUACAAGUGGGCCCAAGGGAUCAACAAUCUUGACAAAGUCUGGGAGCACGAGAAUGGCGAGUGCAGUGUCAUGAUCGAGACUGAACUAUCUAAAGUCUACGAGAAGAUGGAUCUGACAUUGCUCAAUCGCUUGCUCAGACUGGUCAUGGAUCACAACUUGGCGGACUACAUCACUGCGAAGAACAAUGUGCAGCUUAGCUAUAAGGAUAUGAAUCAUACCAACAGUUAUGGUAUGAUCAGAGGUCUUCAGUUCUCUGCCUUUGUCUUCCAGUACUAUGGUCUUGUGGUCGACUUGCUUUUGCUCGGAUUACAGCGAGCCAGCGACUUGGCCGGCCCGCCCCAGAGUCCGAACGAUUUCUUGCAGUUCAAGGAUCGUGAGACCGAAACGCGCCACCCAAUUCGUCUCUACACCCGAUACAUCGACAAGAUUUGGGUCUUCUUCCGAUUUACCGCGGAAGAGUCACGUGAUCUAAUCCAGCGAUUCCUCACUGAGCAGCCCGAUCCGAAUUUCGAGAAUGUGAUCGGGUACAAGAACAAGAAGUGCUGGCCGCGGGACUCCCGCAUGAGGCUCAUGAGGCACGAUGUCAACUUGGGCCGUGCCGUCUUCUGGGACAUGAAGAACCGCUUGCCACGAUCUGUCACCACGAUCGAAUGGGACGACACCUUUGCCAGUGUGUACAGUCGAGACAACCCGAAUUUGUUGUUCUCGAUGUCCGGUUUUGAGGUCCGCAUCCUUCCGAAGAUCCGCAACUUGAGCGACGAGUUUCCGAUUAAGGACAGCGUUUGGGGGCUUGUCGACAAUGCGACCAAGGAGCGCACCGCGCACGCCUUCCUGCAGGUCACCGAGGAGGAUAUUCAGAAGUUCAACAAUCGCAUCCGACAGAUCCUCAUGUCCUCCGGUUCGACCACAUUCACCAAGAUUGCCAAUAAGUGGAACACCACUCUCAUUGCGCUCUUCACCUACUACCGUGAGGCUGCUGUGUCGACCGUCAGCCUCCUGGAUACGAUCGUCAAAUGCGAGACAAAGAUUCAAACGCGUGUUAAGAUCGGCUUGAAUUCCAAGAUGCCUUCUCGAUUCCCACCAGCCGUCUUCUACACUCCGAAGGAAUUGGGCGGACUGGGCAUGAUUUCUGGCUCGCACAUUCUUAUCCCUGCCAGCGAUCGGAGAUGGUCAGCGCAGACAGAUACUGGUGUCACUCAUUACCGUGCCGGUAUGACCCACGACGAGGAGACACUGAUACCGAACAUCGCGCGUUAUAUCAUCCCUUGGGAAGCAGAGUUCAUCGAUUCGCAACGUGUUUGGACCGAGUACUCCCAGAAGCGGUUGGAAGCGCAACAGCAGAACCGCCGUUUGACACUGGAGGACUUGGAAGACAGCUGGGACCGAGGUCUUCCACGUAUCAAUACUCUCUUCCAGAAAGAUCGAAGCACCCUGAGCUUCGACAAGGGUUUCCGGACCCGGUCGGAGUUCAAGAUCUACCAACACAUGAAGAGCAAUCCAUUCUGGUGGACCAGCCAGCGACAUGACGGAAAGCUUUGGAACUUGAACGCCUACAGAACCGAUGUCAUUCAAGCGCUGGGGGGUGUGGAAACCAUCUUGGAACACACUCUCUUCAAAGCAACCGCGUUCCCGUCCUGGGAAGGGUUGUUCUGGGAGAAGGCUUGUCUCGCGAAGGGGACACAAUUACUACGAUACGAUGGCACCAUGAUCGCAGUUGAAGACGUGAAAGAAGGCGAUGAACUCCUCGGACCCGAUGGCGGACCUCGUCGCGCCUUCAAUAUCGUCAGCGGCACUGAUCGGCUCUACCGGAUCAAGAUUGGUGGUGGGAAGGAAGAUUUGGUCGUCACGCCAAACCAUAUCUUGGUUCUUUACCGGGAGAAGACUGAUGAGGCAACCUCGGGGACGGACGCCAACCCUGCGGAUCGCUUUGAAACCGCCGAGAUGACUGCCCUCGAAUUCGCAUCGCUCAGUGACAAAGAUCGUGACAUGCAUCGACUUUUCCGUUCUCAUGACGAUGGAGUCCCAUCCUCGGCCCAGAUUUUCGGCGUGAACGAAAUUUCUCUCGAGUCGGAAGUCGCGGAGUGGGCCGGGUUCAGGGUUGACCAAGAUCAACUCUACCUGCGCCACGACCACCUUGUGCUUCACAACAGUGGUUUCGAAGAGUCAAUGAAGUUCAAGAAGUUGACAAAUGCUCAGCGAUCCGGUCUAAAUCAAAUCCCGAAUCGCCGUUUCACCUUGUGGUGGUCAAGCACUAUAAAUAGGGCAAACGUGUACGUUGGUUUCCAGGUCCAACUUGAUCUUACGGGAAUUUUCUUGCACGGAAAGAUCCCAACUUUGAAGAUUUCGCUCAUCCAGAUUUUCCGGGCCCAUUUGUGGCAGAAGAUCCACGAGUCAGUUGUCAUGGACUUGUGUCAAGUCUUUGACCAAGAGCUCGAGGCCCUUGGGAUCGAGACGGUCCAGAAAGAAACGAUUCAUCCGAGAAAAUCGUACAAGAUGAAUAGCUCAUGCGCUGAUGUUCUCUUAUUCUCCACGGGAAGGUGGUCCGUCUCUCCACCCUCCCUACUCUAUGACACCAAGGAUAGCAUGGGACAGGCCACUGCGAACAAGUUCUGGAUCGAUGUGCAACUUCGAUAUGGUGACUACGACUCUCACGACAUCGAACGAUACACCCGAGCCAAGUACCUUGACUACACCCAAGACAGCAUGAGUAUCUAUCCCUCUGGCACUGGGUUGAUGGUUGGCAUCGACUUGGCUUAUAAUCUGUACUCUGCAUACGGACAGUACUUCCCUGGUCUGAAGCAAUUGGUGCAACAAGCCAUGGCGAAGAUCAUGAAAGCUAACCCAGCCCUCUACGUUCUUCGUGAGCGUAUCAGAAAGGGCCUUCAGCUUUAUGCGACUGAGAGCAGCCAGGAGUUCCUCAAUUCUCAGAACUACUCGGAGUUGUUCAGCAACCAGAUCCAGCUCUUCAUCGACGACACCAACGUGUACCGUGUCACCAUCCACAAGACCUUCGAAGGCAAUCUGACAACGAAGCCGAUCAACGGUGCCAUUUUCAUCUUCAACCCGCGAACUGGACAGCUCUUCCUCAAGAUUAUUCAUACGAGCGUUUGGGCCGGUCAGAAACGUUUGGGCCAGCUUGCGAAGUGGAAGACCGCCGAAGAAGUCGCUGCGCUUAUCCGCUCUUUGCCGGUAGAGGAACAACCUAAGCAACUGAUCGUCACCAGAAAGGGGUUGCUCGAUCCUUUGGAGGUUCACCUGCUCGAUUUCCCAAAUAUCUCGAUCCGUGCCUCGGAGCUUCAGCUGCCGUUCCAAGCCGCCAUGAAAGUCGAGAAGCUCGGAGAUAUGAUUUUGAGGGCGACGGAACCUCAGAUGGUUCUAUUCAACCUUUACGACGAGUGGCUCAAGUCCAUUUCAUCCUACACAGCUUUCUCGCGCUUGAUUCUCAUCCUUCGCGCUCUUCACAUCAACCCGGACAAGACCAAGCUGCUCCUCCGUCCGGACAAAACGGUCAUCACUCAAGAACAUCACAUCUGGCCGUCGCUGUCGGAUGAGGACUGGAUCAAGGUUGAAACGCAGCUGCGCGAUCUCAUUCUGAAUGACUAUGGAAAGAAGAACAACGUCAACACCUCGAGCUUGACUAGCUCCGAAGUACGAGACAUCAUCCUUGGUAUGGAGAUCAGCGCCCCGAGUCUGCAACGCCAGCAAGCCGCGGAAAUCGACAAGCAGCAGCAAGACCAGCAACAGCUUACAGCUGUUACGACCCGUACUCAGAAUGUGCACGGCGAGGACAUCGUUGUCACCACCACUUCACAGUACGAACAAGCAGCAUUCGCAUCGAAGACCGAGUGGCGGACCCGAGCGAUCGCCACCUCGAACCUGAGGACCCGCGCCAACAACAUCUACAUCUCAUCCGAAGAUGUAAAGGAGGAAGAUCAUUUUACAUAUAUCAUGCCAAAGAACGUCUUGAAGCGGUUCAUCGCCAUCGCCGACUUGCGAGUUCAGGUGGCCGGCUAUAUCUACGGAUCGUCGCCGAAAGACAACGACCAAAUCAAGGAGAUCCACACUAUUGUCAUGAUCCCGCAAGUCGGCAACACCCGUGACGUCCAGCUUCCUCGCUUCCUUCCAGAACAUGAGUACCUCCAGAACAUGGAGCCGCUGGGCAUCAUCCAUACGGUGUCCGGCAACGAAAGCGCCUACAUGACCGCCAGCGACGUCACCCAGCACGCUCGGUUGAUGAGCGCGCACAACUCCUGGGACAAGAAGACCGUCACCAUGACCGUCUCCUUCACCCCGGGCUCCGUCUCCCUCUCCGCGUGGGCGCUCACGCCCCAAGGCUACAAGUGGGGCGCCGAGAACAAAGACCUGUCCUCCGACCAGCCCGCCGGGUUCAGCACCUCGUUCGGCGACAAGUGCCAGCUCCUCCUCAGCGACCGGAUCAAGGGCUAUUUCCUGGUGCCGGAGACCAACGUGUGGAACUACAGCUUCAUGGGCAGCGCCUUCGGAGACGCGGAGCGGAAGCCGGUGCAUGUGAAGAUCGAUACGCCGGCGCGGUUCUACGAUGAUUUGCAUCGGCCAUUGCAUUUCCAGAACUUUGCGGAGCUGGAAGACGUGUGGGUGGAUCGGAGUGAUAACUUUGCUUAAAUGGGAUGCGCGGAUGGAUCGUGGCGUUCAAAACCGGGUGCAUAAUGGUCGAUCUUUGGAUGAGAUUGACUCGGGAACAAGCAUGUAUAGUAUUCCGUUCAGUGCAAUAAAUAGUAAUGCAAUGACAGUUCAGUGUCC